AUGUCCUCAUAUGCCUCCUAUGCUUUCUACCUUCCUCCUCGUGAUGUUCAUCCUCUUAUUCAUACUUUCCUACUGCGGAAUAUGCUUGUCCUCAACAUUUUGUAUCCUUCAUGUAUGUACGCAUCGCAGGCGAGGUCCGUGCCGCCUAUGGUGCAACUUCAUGCUCAAGUUUCGCAUCGCGUCUCCUGCCUCGUGGCUGCCCACCGUCUGGCCUCUGAGGGCUUCUGGGGUCCCAUUGCCGGCCUGCAUGUGGCUCUAGCCCAUGACAAACAAAUAAUCGAUAACCUGUAUCGCGCAGAUGGUUCGUAUCCGGCAGAUCCGCUCGCAGUGAACACCUACAUUGGCCAGUUAGACUGCCUGAAACGAGUCGGCGAUGAUCUGCAGUCCGCAGAGGCUCAGUUGGAGGAACUGCACGUGGUGGGAGAACGCAUCGUGGACAUGCUGACUCGUUCA
This is a messenger RNA of Dibothriocephalus latus, 453 nucleotides long. Lineage: Eukaryota; Metazoa; Platyhelminthes; Cestoda; Diphyllobothriidea; Diphyllobothriidae. The record is from the annotation of a GenBank genome assembly.